Brenthis ino (lesser marbled fritillary) is the source of this 2415-nucleotide messenger RNA. The record is from the annotation of a GenBank genome assembly. Lineage: Eukaryota; Metazoa; Arthropoda; Insecta; Lepidoptera; Nymphalidae.
AUGACAAAAGAUAACCAAAAAGCACAAAAGAGUCAGAAGAACACAAAACAUCGACUUUUUAAACCUAAAAAGAAAAAAAGCACCGAAGAAGAUGCAGCCAUUCAAUAUUUACAAGUCCAAUAUGAAAAGAUAGUUCCUGAUGAAAUUAAAACUUUCAAGGACCUGCCUUUGUCCCAAAAAACACUAAAAGGUCUUAAGGAGAAUAAUUAUGUUACUCCAACGGAUAUACAAAGACAGGCUAUAGGCUAUGCUUUACAAGGAAAAGACAUCCUGGGAGCUGCUAAGACUGGUUCAGGGAAAACAUUGGCCUUCUUAAUACCAAUUUUAGAAACACUAUUCUGUAAAAAAUGGACAAGACUAGAUGGAGUUGGUGCUCUAGUUAUAUCCCCUACACGGGAAUUAGCUUAUCAAAUAUAUGAAACUUUACGAAAAGUAGGUCAUUUACAUGAUUUUUCUGCUGGAUUAAUUAUUGGUGGCCAGAAUCUUAAAUUUGAAAGAAAAAGAAUGGAUCAGAUAAACAUAUUAAUAUGCACUCCAGGGCGCCUUUUGCAACAUAUGGAUGAAAAUCCCUUAUUUGAUUGUAGUCAUCUUCAAAUUCUUGUAUUAGAUGAGGCUGACCGGUGUCUGGAUUUGGGAUUUGAGACAACUAUGAAUGCUAUAAUUGAAAACUUACCUCCAAAGAGGCAAACAUUGUUAUUUUCAGCAACACAGACCAAAUCUGUCAAAGAUUUGGCUAGAUUAAGUUUAUCUUUUCCGACAUAUGUAGCACCCCAUGAACAAGCUGAAACUGUCACCCCGGAAUGUCUGCAACAGAGCUACAUAAUUUGUGAAAUUGAUGAGAAAAUAGGUAUACUAUGGUCUUUUAUUAGGAGUCAUUUGAAGCAAAAAGUUAUAGUGUUUAUGGCUACUUGUAAACAAGUUAAAUAUACUUAUGAGUUAUUCUGCAAGCUAAGACCUGGUGUAAGUCUGCUGGCUUUAUAUGGAACACUUCAUCAAGAAAAAAGGGAAAAAAUUUAUCAAGAAUUCUGUAGAAAAUCAAAUGUUAUUUUAUUUGCUACAGAUUUAGCUUCCAGAGGUCUUGAUUUUCCAAAGGUAAACUGGGUAAUACAGUAUGAUUGUCCAGAUAGUGUAGAUACUUAUAUUCAUAGGGCUGGUCGAACUGCUCGAGGAGUGCUUGGAAAAGGGGAAGGGCUUUUGAUGUUAUUGCCUAGUGAGGAAAUCAUUGUAGAAGAUCUUAAGAAAAGUAAAAUACCAAUAAACAAGAUAUCUGUAGAUCCAUCAAAAAUAAUGUCACCACAAAGAAAAAUAGAAGGUCUUCUCUCAGAUAAUACAGAUCUUAAACAAACUGCACAAAGAGCAUUUGUGAGCUACAUAAAAUCAAUAUUUUUAAUGAAAAAUAAAGAUAUUUUUAAUGUUCAAUUAUUGGAUACUGAUGCAUAUGCACGAUCUUUGGGUUUAAUAGUACCACCUAGAAUUAAAUUUAUGCACAAAUAUAAUAAAAAUUCUACAGAAAAUCGUGUUAAGAAUAUAGCAGCUGAUCCCAUUGAAAAAUUGAAAGCAAAGGCAGCAUAUGAUGAAGGUUCAGAUCAAGACGAAUCUGAAAGUGAUCAUGAGCCUGUAAUCCAACAAGAAUGUAAACAGGUAAAAAUUAAAAAAGAAAUCCCUAAAUUUGAUUUCCACAAUGAUGAUGAUAGUGAUGAAGAUGGUUUCUUUAAAGUAAAAAAGAAAAAUGUCAAUGUUGAUAUUACACCUGCAACUGAAGAACAUUUGCCUUCUAAGAAAAAUGCUAAACCAUUAACUAAAGCUGCUGUAGCUAAGAAAAUACUUAAGAAGAAGAUUAAAGUGAAUACCACAGUCAAGUUUACAGAAGAUGGGGAAGUAAUAGAUGAUGAAAAAAAAGAUGUGAAAUCAGACUUAGCCAAGCAGUUUGUUAACGAAGAUGUUGGUGGCAUUGACAUUGAAAAAGCAAAGGAAGUUCUGAGGGAGGAAGAUAAAUUUGAUAAAAUUAGAUUUAGAGAAAAAGUUAAAGCUAAACACAAAGAACAAAAGCGUAAAAUUAAAAAUAAGAAAAAGGAAGAAGAAGAAAAGGAUGAUUUCGGUUCACAAUCAGAAUCUGAUGGUCCUGACCUAUCAUGGCUUCCAGACCCUGACAAGGUGUAUGAUGGAAAACAUUCAGGUGAUGAAGGAGCACCAUCUGGGAUUGAUAAUUCUGAUACUUACCACUCUGAUUACAGUGAAGAGUCAGAUAAUGAUGAAAAAUAUCACAGACCAACUAAAAGGAAGCUGAUAGAGAGUAAAGGCAUCCCUCAGGAGAGUAUCACGCCUCGCAAAGUGAAGAGGAUAGAAGACGUGGCGGCGACGCUGUCCGUGCACGAGGCGGAAGCUCUCGCUAUGCAGCUUUUGCAAACUAAACGA